This is a messenger RNA of Erythranthe guttata (spotted monkey flower), 1112 nucleotides long. The record is from RefSeq and is a predicted model, not a curated record. NCBI's taxonomy places the organism in Eukaryota, Viridiplantae, Streptophyta, Magnoliopsida, Lamiales, Phrymaceae.
AUGGAGGUAGGAGGAGAUAUUCACCACCUCUCAUAUCAGGACUUGGCUUGUUUUACCGAUAACUUUUCCGAGAGCAACUACCUCUGCCAUUUCCAAUUCGGCAAACUUUAUCGCGGCAAGAUUGUCCAUGCUCAAUCCACUCUUUUUGUGAUGGUCAAGAUAUGGGAGGAUUCCCAAAUCUACUGUUAUAAACCUGGAGAUAACGAAUCUAGACUAAUGGAUGAAGUGAUUUUACUUCGCAAUCCUAUGGUGAUUAAUCAUCCAAACUUGGUGAAGUUGUACGGAUACUGUUAUGAAGUUGGUCAUCUUGGUGUUGUUUAUGAGUUCGAUCCAUUUGACUCCGUUUAUAACCUCAUUCCUAAAGUACUCGACAAGGAUUAUAAUCCAAAAUUAUGUGAUUUCGGUCUCGUAACCGGUGGGAUGGUUCCCGAUAGGACGAUAUAUAAAUGCCAUCAUGUCAUUGGAUGCUAUGGCUACCUUGAUCUUGCGACACACUAUCAAGAUAAUACUUCGGAGAAGCAAGAUGUGUUUGCGUUUGGGACUAUACUUCUGAGUUUGAUUUCAAAGAGACUUUACACCGAACAAGACCGGCAAAAUCUUGCACCGUAUGUUUGCCAAUGGGCCUACGGGAAGUUUAUCGAAUAUGAAAUUGAUUCAAGUAAUACUGACUCAAAAAAGCCCAAGUUUUCGGUCGUCCACCCGAGUCUAGAAGCCGAUCCUUAUUUUGAUCCUUCCGAUGGGCAUAAGAUCACUGCACUGGCACUUGAAUGUGUAGGUGACGAGUUUGCUAUGCGCCCAACAAUGAAGCAAGUUCUAAGAUCUCUGCUUGAUCUCAAAGUUGUGAAAAAACAUGUCGAUUUUGAAUCAUGUGAAAAUGUCGUCUCAUGUAUAACUGAUUUCGUAUCGACUUAUAAUUGAUGUUGUCUAAUUAAUUUAUGGCAUUCAAUGAAUCUAGGUACAAUUAUUGUUUAGUGAACGGUAUGUUCUAUAUGUUGUUUUGUUAAAAUUGUUGCAUGUCAAAAGAUCAAUAUCGAAAUAGGUAGGAUAUACUAUAUGUAUCUAUAGCUUAUGUAGACUAUAUAUCAUUUUCUUUACAGAAGAUGGUUUUAUAA